Molecule: messenger RNA, 1143 nt
Organism: Carica papaya (papaya)
Lineage: Eukaryota; Viridiplantae; Streptophyta; Magnoliopsida; Brassicales; Caricaceae
Product: Nucleotide-diphospho-sugar transferases superfamily protein
Cellular component (GO): membrane
Molecular function (GO): glycosyltransferase activity
Source: RefSeq, a predicted model, not a curated record
AGUUCAUCUGAUCUAGACGGUGCAAGGUAUUGGCGGGAAAUGAAAGUUGCCGAACAAAGAAACUGCAUCUCUCUCUUGCUGCUUGCCUGGCUAUCUCUCGGUGUUUUGCCUGUUCGAGCUGUCCCUUUAGCCUCAUGUGAUCCGGCGUAUCAGAGGGACUCACGAACCCUCCGAUCAGAUCAAGUUACGGUCCUCAUCAAUGGCUACUCCACUUCCCGGAUCCCGCUCCUCCUGUCCAUAUCCGCGGCAUACGCAGCCUCCCCAAUCGUGUCAUCGGUACUCGUGCUCUGGGGAAACCCUUCCACCCCGGCCCAAACCCUGGCCGAAUUGGCGCACAAUCUCACUCUCUCCUCCUCCGCCACGGCUUCAAUCUCUCUUAUUCGUCAAUCCUCAAGCAGCCUCAAUGCCCGAUUCCUUCCCAGACCAUCGAUUGAGACCGGCGCCGUUUUAAUCAGCGACGACGACGUGGAAAUCGAUCCGAAGUCGGUGAAAUUCGCUUUCAGGAUAUGGAGAUCGAAUCCCGACCGACUGAUCGGGGCUUUCGCGAGAUCUCAUGAGAUUGAUCUGUCAAGGAAGGAGUGGAUUUACACGGUGCACCCGGACAAAUACUCGAUCGUGCUGACCAAGUUCAUGGUGUUAAAAAGCGAUUAUUUGUUCAAGUAUAGCUGCGAGGGGGGAGCAGAGAGGAGACGGAUGAGGAACAUAGUUGACGAGAUGCGUAACUGCGAGGAUAUAUUGAUGAACUUUGUGGUAGCGGAGGAGAUAAACGCAGGGCCGAUUCUGGUAGGAACGGAGAGAGCAAGAGACUGGGGAGAUGCGCGGAACGAAGAUGGUGAUGAAGAUGGAGCGCUGGGGUUGAGAGAUGGUGGAAAGGGGAGCAAAGUAAGGGAGGUGGGGUUGAGUAGUAGGAGAGGCGAACAUAGAAGGAGAAGAGGAGAGUGUAUAAGGAAAUACCACAGGGUGAUGGGGAAGAUGCCAUUGAGGUAUAGCUACGGGAAGGUUGUUAAUUCAGUCGGGGAGCAAGGUAUGUGUAACAAAGGUGGGAAGCUGGUGUUUUGUGAUCAAUAUUAAAUAUUAAUUCUAUCGUAUCAUUUUAGAAAACAAAAUUAUGAAUUAUCAAAGGAAGAAGUGCGUUCAGAUUUA